Molecule: messenger RNA, 3008 nt
Organism: Xiphias gladius (swordfish)
Lineage: Eukaryota; Metazoa; Chordata; Actinopteri; Istiophoriformes; Xiphiidae
Gene: csnk1e
Product: casein kinase 1, epsilon
Exons: 11
Coding region: 315-1577 (420 amino acids)
Biological process (GO): endocytosis; peptidyl-serine phosphorylation; signal transduction
Cellular component (GO): cytoplasm; nucleus
Molecular function (GO): protein serine/threonine kinase activity; ATP binding
Source: RefSeq, a predicted model, not a curated record
UUCUGAGCAUGCUUAAUGAACGGCGAGACAAAAACAAUAGUAGCUAAUUAUUUAUUAAUUUAUAGUUAUUUGAUAUCUGUUUCGCCACCUUUAUUCCUGCCGCACGACCCAAGGUGCUACGGCGAAACCAGAAAAGUACAAUGUGUUCCAUAUGUGUGGACGGACGACGGGGUGGAGCAGCUGCUUAGUGUCACGUUACAAUCCGAGUGGUGAAAAGCCCAAGAAAAACCGAGCGGGCUGAUCCAAAACCGUCGUCUCUGGCGGAUUUUAAACCGCGGACGCUGUGGACCAAUGAGUUGAAACGCUCAGGAGCCAUGGAGUUGAGGGUGGGGAACAAGUACCGCCUUGGGAGGAAGAUAGGGAGUGGAUCCUUUGGAGAUAUUUACCUCGGUUCUAACAUUGCUACAGGAGAGGAAGUAGCCAUCAAACUGGAAUGCGUUAAGACCAAACAUCCACAGCUCCAUAUUGAGAGCAAAUUCUACAAGAUGAUGCAGGGUGGAGUGGGAAUCCCCUCUAUUAAGUGGUGCGGCGCAGAAGGCGACUACAACGUGAUGGUAAUGGAGCUGCUGGGCCCCAGCCUGGAGGACCUGUUCAACUUCUGCUCCCGCAAGUUCAGUCUGAAAACAGUCCUGCUGCUGGCCGACCAGAUGAUCAGUAGGAUUGAAUACAUCCACUCCAAGAACUUCAUCCACAGAGAUGUAAAGCCCGAUAACUUUCUGAUGGGGCUCGGUAAGAAGGGCAACCUGGUCUACAUCAUCGACUUCGGCCUGGCCAAGAAAUACCGUGAUGCCCGAACACACCAGCACAUCCCCUACCGUGAGAAUAAGAACCUCACCGGCACCGCCCGCUAUGCCUCCAUCAACACCCAUCUGGGCAUUGAGCAGUCGAGGCGAGAUGAUCUGGAGUCUCUAGGCUACGUUCUCAUGUACUUCAACCUGGGCUCUCUGCCCUGGCAGGGGCUCAAGGCCGCCACCAAGAGGCAGAAGUAUGAACGCAUCAGCGAGAAAAAAAUGUCCACCCCCAUUGAGGUGCUCUGCAAGGGAUACCCCUCUGAGUUCUCCACUUACCUGAACUUGUGUCGCUCCCUGCGGUUCGAUGACAAGCCAGACUACUCUUAUCUGAGGCAGCUCUUCAGGAACCUUUUCCACAGACAGGGCUUCUCCUACGACUACGUCUUUGACUGGAACAUGCUGAAGUUUGGGGCUAGCAGGGCAGCAGAGGAUGGAGAGAGGGAGAGGAGGGAGGGAAAAGAGGGGGAGGAGCGAGCAGGAGUGGGCCAAAGAGGAGCUGGUGGUCGAGCUUUGCCGCCUGGUCCAAACCCUUCAGCAGCUAACAGAGUCAGGAACGAGGCAGACGCUGCUCCCUCUAAUCCGGCCACACGUGGUGUCCAGCAGUCAGGUAACCGCUCCCCUCAGGCGGGGAGAGCAGAACGAGCCGAGCGAGAGAGGAAGGUGGCCAUGAGGCUUCAUCGCGGGGCCCCCGCCAAUGUCUCCUCCUCUGACCUCACUGCACGCCUUGACCAAUCACGCAUUACUGCAUCACAGGUCAGUGUGCCAUUUGAACAUCUGGCAAAGUGAGUUCAUCCUGGCUGGCCUGCAGGUCAGUGGCAGCAGCUGCAGGGUAUCAAAUGCCCCUUACUUUUCAAAUGGAUGAAUGAAAACAUGAAUGAGUGGAGGAGGAGGAGGAGGAGGAGGAGGAAGAGGCAUUGCGGGCCCUUAAAAGGGGGAAGAGGGCAUCCGUGUGUCUGUCAGUGCUGUGUGAGCAUGCUCAGUGUUAAAGAAAUGCUGAAAUGAUGGAAAACCAGUGAGACAAACAGACUCUUGGCUGGAACUGGUUGGUACUGCUCUUCGGGGUGCAGCCGGAGGAGGAAGGGGGUGAAACAACACACAGGUCCCGCCCCUUCUUCACUCAUAUUCACCUGCCCAUCGACUCAGAGGCUCAACUUGCAAAAAACAUCAAAGUGCACAAAAUGGACUAAACUUCAAUUAUUCUGUGGUUUACACCUGUGUUUAAAUUAAAUUAAAAAAAAUCAACUAUCAACCUGCUAACGUUUGAGAGCUACAUCCGCUGCUUAUGGUGUUCUUGAUUAUAAAUGAAUAUGUAAACAACUAUGAAGAUGAACACAAAACAAAAGUGUAUUUAGGCCUAUAACAGAUGAGACAGGAGAAUGCUUAAAAAUGGACCAAGAGGGAGAUUGGAGGGAGGGAAUGACUGAGAGAGUCUGCAGUGAAUUUGUGGAUAGCAAGUCUGCUUUUUGUCAGUAAAUGUCAGUGUCUGUCUGUGUGUUAUUGUCUUAAGUAUUCGUUUUGCCUUCAGCUUUGCUUUAGAGAGUCUGAGAAACGGAGAGACAGAGGAUGGAAAAGUGACUGUUGAGUCAUCCACAAAUUAUGACAGAAGAUCUGUCCCUGAUGCGAUGACCUUUCAACUAAAAGUUUGUCUUACCUAGGUGAGUUGGACAAGGAAAACAUGCUCAUUGAAUGUAAAAAGAGAAGCAAGAGGGAUAAGACAGCUUUGCGUUGAGGACAGGAUGAAGGGAGAGCCAUGAGGAUUGUACGAUAUGAUAAAGCCUUAGUCCAGCUUGUAACUCCAGGUAUGAAAAGACUUGAGAAAGUUAUAAGAUCUUGGUGGUGAACAAGUCUGGUGUUACAUUUGUAAUUUUGCUCUUUACGUUUGCUUUUUCUUGUUUAAUAAAACAUGUAAAAUGUGUAGAUACCUUUUGCCAGAAUGUGACAGAUUGUUUAAGGAUGUGGCUGGAGAGAAGAGUACUGUUUACCUCCUGAGAGCCCUGGGGCAAAUAGUGAAACAAUAACCUUUAGAGUCUGCCAGAAGUGUGAGUUUUGGUUUCCACCGCGGCAGGCAAUGACAGAAAGGUUCUUGCUAAUAUUCUGAGGAGUGUUGCGACCCAGACCUGUCAGGAUGGACAGAUGUCACUGAUGCGAAGGAGCUGACUGAUGUCCUGUACAUUUCUUUACCAUGCUUCAACUUUAUUACUAUGAUAUUUGUGUAUA